Messenger RNA from Ostrinia nubilalis (European corn borer), 1911 nucleotides. Its product is annotated as zinc finger protein 628-like. Lineage: Eukaryota; Metazoa; Arthropoda; Insecta; Lepidoptera; Crambidae. The transcript has 2 exons. The coding region runs from base 1 to 1911 and encodes 636 amino acids. The record is from RefSeq and is a predicted model, not a curated record.
AUGAAGGAACCUCAGUACAUUAACCAAGACAAUAGAUGCGGCGGUGACGCGAUGUCUGUCGCGCCGGCGGUGAAGCGCGAGCUGGACCUGGAGAGCGGCGGCGGCAGCCCCGGGCGCAAGCGCCGCAAGCAGGCCGCGCCCUCCCGCGCCCCGCCGCAGCCCCUCGCGCCCCCGCCGCUCGACCUGCACGCCAAGAUGGCCGACAUCUACAAGAGCGCCCUCGCCUUCGGAGAGCUCACGCUCCCGGCCUUCGACCCGCUCGCCGCCUUCCGGCUCCUCCCCCGCCACGAGCCGCCGCGCAUCUUCAACCCCGAGGCCUACUGCGACCUCUGCUGCAAGGAGUUCUGCAACAAAUACUUCCUCAAGACCCAUCGCGCGAACAAGCACGGCAUCUACGACGGCGGCGAGCCCCAACCCGCCGCGCCGCCGCCCGCCCAGCCCUCGCCGCCGCGCCGCGCCUCCGACGAGGAGUCCGGCGGCACCCCCCGCCGGCUCUCCCCCGACUCCGCCCGGAGAGCGCGCGAGGCCGGCUUCCAGCCCGACAUCCUGCGCCGGCUCGGCGUCGUCAACCCCGAGGCGUUCUGCGAGAUCUGCUGCAAGGAGUAUUGCAACAAAUAUUUUCUGCGGACGCACCGGGAGAGGCGACACGGGGUGCCCGCGCACCGCUCGCCCGUCGCCGACCGCUCGCCGCCCUCCGCCACGCCGCCCAACAUGCUCGGCACUCCACCCAACAUGCUCGGCACUCCACCCAACAUGCUCGGCACGCCGCUGCCGCCGCCGCUCACCACGCCGCCCGCGCCGCCGCCCGUCGCCCCCGACACGCCACCGAGGUCGCACUCUUUGCCUCCGCCGUUUGAUUCAGAGGAAAUGGUGGAGGUGAAGCGCGAGUGCGAGGACGAGCUGGAGGCCGCCCUGCGCGACGGGCAGACGAGUCCUCUCAACCUGAUCGUGGAGGAGCGAGGCGCCGCAUCGCCCGGCUCCGCGAGCGAGGAGCUGCGCAAACUGCAAACGAUGAUCUCGCAGCUGAACGAGCUGGCGGCCGAGCGCCUCGCCGACGACGCGCCCGAGGCCGGCCCCCGCGCGCCCUCCGCGUCCCCGCCGCCGCCCGACGAGCGCCGCGCCUCCUCCAGCGGCUCCAGCUUCUGCGAGAUCUGCAACAAGGAGCUGUGCAACAAGUACUUCAUGCGCACCCACAUGCAGCGCAUGCACGGCAUCUCGCUGGAGAGCGGCACGCAGCUGGGCGGCGUCACGUGCGACAUCUGCCACAAGGAGCUGUGCAGCAAGUACUUCCUGCGCGUGCACAAGCACAACACGCACGGCAUCCCGGCGCCGCCCGCGCCCGCCAACGCCGCGCCGGCCGAGCCGUGCCCGCUGUGCGCGCGGCGCUUCCGCGGGCCGCGGGCGCUGCGCGCGCACCUGCUGGCCGAGCACGCGCCGCCCGCGCGCCCGCCGCCGCCGCCGCCGCGCCCGCUGGACCUGCUGGCGCGCGACAAGCCCUACGCCUGCUCCUACUGCCCGUUCACGACCGACGUGCUCGCGUUCCUGUUCGCGCACGAGCGCGCGCACGCGCAGCCGCCGGCCGAGCCGGAGGGCGGCCCGGAGCCGGCCGAGGGCGAGGGGGAGGCGGGCGAGGCGGAGGGCGAGGGCGAGGCGGACGCGUACUCGUGCUCGCGCUGCGAGUUCCGCGCGGAGGGCUUCGGCGCGCUGGAGGCGCACCUGCGGGCGGCGCACGGCGGCGCGGGCGCGCUGCUGGCGGUGCCGCGCGCCCCGCAGGCGCCGCUGACGAUGCAGCCGUUCGUGGUGGAGGAGGCGGGCGGCGCGCUGUCGCUGGUGCCGGCGCUGGUGUUCCUGCCGGUGCGCCGCCGCGCCACGCGCCGCGCCACCGUCACGCUCACGCUCACGCCCGCCUAA